Elaeis guineensis (African oil palm) is the source of this 1818-nucleotide messenger RNA. The record is from RefSeq and is a predicted model, not a curated record. NCBI's taxonomy places the organism in Eukaryota, Viridiplantae, Streptophyta, Magnoliopsida, Arecales, Arecaceae.
UAAAGAAUAUAUAUUUAUUUAAAAUAUAAAUACAAAUCCUAGUAUCCAAUUAAUAUUUAUGUUUUAAUAAAUCUAAAAAUGGAUAUACCGAUUUCCUAUCCGCAUAUAUCCGCUUCAGCAUGCUGGCAAUGUGCGCCACUUGGCGUUCUCAUCCCUGUGGAGAAAGGAAGAAGGAAGAGGACCCUAUCCUCUUCUAGGUUUCCUCCUUCCUCCUCUUUCUCUGGAGUCGCUUGAGAUUUACCUCUCUAGGGUUUCUGGGAAUCGGCGGAGCUCACCUGGAAUCAUCUAGGGUUUUGGUCGCCCAUGGACUGCUGCACUCGUUUCAGGGGGGCCGCCCUCAUUGAUGCUUCGGCGUUGGUGGUGAGGGCGGCAGGUCGUCGUCACCAUCGUCUUGAGAGGGCUUAUGGAAACGUCGGAUCUUGUGCCACUCUUCGCCUUACCUUGGAUUCCCAGGGAUUAACCAAAUUCCAUCAGAGCUGUAGUUUUGCUAGCCAAAGAACACCAACAAGCAUUACACUUGCCAGUGCAGAGUCCGGUGAAUGUGAGUCGGGAAGUGUCAGUAUGCCACUUGAGCCAGUUUCACCAGAAGGAAGGUUCUUGUGUGGCAUUUUAAAGAAUCAACCUCAUAUAUUUCCAGCUGCUGCAGAAAGACAGCUGGAAGAAUUGGCUAAUGAUAGGAAUGGUGCCUUCAUUCGCUGGGCACACAGCAUGGGUUCUGAGGAAUCAUAUCUUCACAGGAAAAUAGCGGAAAUGAAAGAUUGCGAGUGUCGAAUUGCUGUUGAGGAGGUCAUGUACAUGUUAAUUGUUGCCAAAUUUUAUGAGAUCAAAGUCCCUAUGGUUCCCAACUUAUCCAAAUGCAUCAAAUAUGCAAGACUAGACAUGUCAUCAUCACAGGAUGCAGAGCUAGAGUCCAUCCACGACCCAGAGAUCUUAGAGAUGGUAAGAGAGCAUCUGUCCAACAUUCUUAAAUGGAGAGGGAAAGUUAAUCUCAUUGAAAACUCGUCAAUGAUACAUAUCAAGAGGGUACAGCUUGGCCGGAUCUAUGCAGCUUCCAUUAUGUAUGGAUACUUCAUAAAAUCUGUUAGUCUGAGGCAUCAAUUGGAGCUUAGCCUUGCUCGGACUGAUGAAGAUCUCCCUCUGGGCCAAUUGAUGAAUUCUGAACUUUUCAAAAAGGAGCAAGAGGAGAAUUUGGUCGCUCUUGGCUGUUCUUUUGAUAUGGCAUCUUCUUUGCAUCCCAGUUAUGAUAGGAGAAGAAGAGUUGAGAAACUGAGAAGUUACAUGAUGGGGUUUGAUUCAGAGACCUUGCAAAUAUGUGCAAAACUGCGGUCCCAAGAAGCUGUUAAUCUAAUCGAAAAGCACAGUUAUGCUUUGUUUGAAGACCGUGAGAAGAGCACACAAACGAAUGAUGGAAACAUUAUUGUCACAUAUUCUGCAUUUAAGAGGUUGGUGCUGGAAGCUGUUGCAUUUGGUUCUUUCCUUUGGGAUGUAGAAAGGUUCCUUCGAACUCACCACCUCGGCGAUCACGGAGCUCAUGGAGAAGAUGAAGACCGCUCUUGAUGAAUUGGCUGAGAUUUUGCCAGAGGUGUUCGAGGGUGUGUCGGAGAUGAUAGGAAGUAUUGUUCUUAAUUUGUGGAACAGCUACAAAGAUGCUUUGGAAUAUAUCACGAAUAAUGCCUGAUUUUUCUUGAAGGAAGAGUUGCACAGAUGCUUAGCUUUAGGAAAUCAUUUGAUUCAUAAGUUUAGUGUUGUAGAUGUGUGAGGAACUCUGUAAACUGAUGUACUUAUUAUUACCAUUAAUGGGAACAUAAGACCAUAGAA